Dibothriocephalus latus is the source of this 291-nucleotide messenger RNA. The record is from the annotation of a GenBank genome assembly. Lineage: Eukaryota; Metazoa; Platyhelminthes; Cestoda; Diphyllobothriidea; Diphyllobothriidae.
ACGAGUCCAGCUGAUGGCAAGGUCAUGUCCUGUGGCAGAGUGGAGGAGGGACAUCUGGAACAGGUCAAGGGUUUAGCGUAUACACUUCGCGCCCUCCUGGGUCCCAAUACCUGGUCUUCUUCCUCCUCCACUGCCUCCUCUGGGGCCUCCUUUUUCUCCCGUCCCAACACCGUGCACGGAAGCCCACCGCAACCACAGGUUCUCCAGUCCGAGUCCCGUACCUUUACGGUACCGUGCAAUCUCGACCAGCUGGGUUUUGAACGGAGCCUGCACUGUCAACUGACAUCUCUC